GAUAGCAGCAAAGGCUGGAGAAAAUUGUUUCUGAGACCCAUUUGUCAACUAACCAAAGGAACAGAAAGAAAUUUCAGCACAGGUUGUAAAGAUGAUCUGGGGAUUGUUUUUGCUGCUCUUUGGAAAUGCUGUCGCCCAGUUUAGCUGCCCCCAGAACUGCCUCUGCAGUCUUUUGCUAACAGAUUGCCGCUCUGCCAACCUCUCUGACAUUCCCCAGGGAAUAGCUCAAGAAACAGAGACGCUCUUUCUGAAUGAGAAUCACUUAACUCAAGUUCCACCUGGAGUCCUUCAGCCCUUUGUCCAUCUAACUUUUCUUGGCUUAUCCUACAACAAACUCUCCCUGCAGAAUGAUACCUUCAAUGAUAUCAGCAAAAGCAUCCAUUCCUUGGAUCUUGCCGGCAAUGAUUUGACAGAGCUACCACCUGCCUUGUUUCAAAACACAAAACAACUUCUUUGGCUAAACUUGGCUGAAAACAGACUGAGCAUGCUUAAUGGAAAGAUUUUUGCCUCUCUGGAAAGACUUACUUAUUUGGACCUCUCUCAAAACAGGCUACAGUUGUCAGUAAAUACGUUUAUGGGCCUUUCUCACUUAAAUACCUUAAUGGUGCCUGGUAAUCAUCUUGACUCAGUUCCUGAAGGAGUUUUUGAUCCCAUACCUAACCUGAAGAUUCUUGAUAUUUCCAAUAAUGAAAUAAGCAGUUUACCAGAGAAUUUGUUUGAAAACUUGACAAACCUUAAUGACUUGCUCCUUGACAAUAAUCAUUUUAAGACGAUUCCAUUUUCUGCAUUUACUAUUCUCCCCACCUUAGAGCAUUUCUCAAUUUCUGGGAACAGCAUUAAAAAUAUUCCUCCCCUUUCAUUCAUUGGCAAUUCUAGCUUAAGGAGGCUUGACCUGUCAAAUAAUUUAGUGUCUGACCUUUCCUUGAAUUUCUUCUCAGUGUUAAAGCAGCUGGAAUUUCUUAAUCUUUCUGGAAAUAACAUAAAUACUCUUCCAGGAGAUAUAUUUGUAAAUAACACUCAGCUGGCAUUUCUGUAUUUGGACAGAAACCAGUUUCACACCCUACCCGUUUUUUCAGGUCUUCAAAGACUGACAGAGUUAACGUUGUGUUGCAAUGGUAUAGAAAACCUGCCCAGAACCUUCACAGACAAAAUGUAUGAAUUAGAACUACUGGAUCUCUCCAACAACAAUAUAACAGAGGCCAAAGGGCUGAAUCCUAAUGUAACACGAGUAAUUUUGACUGGGAAUCCAGUCUGCACGGUUUUCAAAACACAUUGUUAAGAAACCAGACUAUGGUAAGGCAAAAAUAAAGAGGAUGGGAAUGACUAUGCUAAUUAGGUAUUUACUUUUGCUGAUGAAAAGAAAAGUUUAAUGUAUAGUUAGUUGUUUGUGUCAUGUUAGUAAACUCAGCAAGGGCAAUGUGCAGGAGUAUCAUAGGUUUAGUGUUUGUAUGGCGUAAUUGAAUUUCAUUUUGCAUCAUGUCUUUCAUGCUUCUUUGCCACAGAUGUAUCUAUGUGCCCUGCAGUUCAAGCCAACAUAUAUUAAAUGUCAAUCAUGUACAAGGCUCUAGAGAUAACAAAAACCAAAAAAAAUUACACAGUCCUAGCCCCGAAAGCUUAUAUUUUAAUAGGUUGACUUGGGGUUGAGUGGGGCAGGGGAAUAAGCAUUUAUAUAGAGAG
Trichosurus vulpecula (common brushtail) is the source of this 1677-nucleotide messenger RNA. RefSeq names its product leucine-rich repeat-containing protein 15-like. The record is from RefSeq and is a predicted model, not a curated record. Gene Ontology annotation, cellular component: extracellular matrix. Bases 92 to 1279 code for a protein of 395 amino acids. The transcript has 2 exons. Gene Ontology annotation, molecular function: protein binding. Lineage: Eukaryota; Metazoa; Chordata; Mammalia; Diprotodontia; Phalangeridae.